AGAUCGGAAAAGUGCUUCCUUGUCACAUUUAUUGAAACGAGUUUCCUGUUCGACUCUCUCAGCUACAGAAGUGCUGCUGUUGAGGAAGUACAGGGUGCAAACCGUCGUAAGAUAAGAGCGAUUACUUCAGACAUUUCGACAGAAAAGAUCCUGCAGGGUGGUAGCCCAUCGGGUGCGGCAUGCUUGUUAGGUGAGUUUUAGUGCCUGUGCUACACGUGGAGCUCCCUCGUCGCACUCAUUUGAUCGUGAUACUGGCUGGCCUGUCUUUUUUUCACAUUACGUGGACAAGUGCAGCUGCUGUUGGAACUUGAAGCUCUGCUAAGAUGCGUCUGAGACGUCGUAUUUCCCCUCUGAAGCUAACAAUCCUCGGUGGCACGCUGUUUAUGGUGGUUCUGGUGGUUCUGCAGAAGGAUGUGGGUAGUGGAACUCAGGACCCCUGGCUGAAGGACCUGUCCAACAGGAAGGAGCGAGUGAUGGAGAUGGUCCGUGGGGCUGUGCACAACUUCGCCUACCAGAUCGGAGCUCCGCAACCCCCUGUGCCGGAGGAGCAGCAGCCUACCAUCAAUCAGCAGUGCCCCCCGGGCUUCUACACACAGGCAGAUCUUAAACCCUGGAUAGAGAGACCCCCAGAGGACCCUAAUAGUCCAGGAGCUGCCGGGAGAGGCUUCCAGAAAGACAAUCUUACCCCAGACGAAGCGAAAGAGAAGGAGGAGGGCAUGACCCGGCACUGUUUCAACCAGUUUGCCAGCGACCGGAUCUCCCUGCACCGCAGUCUCGGAGAUGACACUCGGCCACCUGAGUGUGUAGAGCGCAAGUUUCGGCGGUGUCCUCCUCUCCCCACGACCAGCGUGAUUAUAGUGUUCCACAACGAGGCCUGGUCCACUCUGCUGCGCACCGUCUACAGUGUCCUGCACACGUCGCCGGCAAUCUUGCUAAAGGAAAUCAUAAUGGUAGAUGACGCAAGUACAGCAGGUCAUUUGCACUCCCAGCUGGACGAGUAUGUGAAGAUGCUGAAGAUUGUUAAAGUUGUGCGUCAGCCCGAGAGGAAGGGGUUGAUCACAGCGAGGCUGCUGGGUGCCGGUCACGCCCAGGGCGAGGUCCUCACCUUCCUGGAUGCCCAUUGUGAGUGCUUCCACGGCUGGCUCGAGCCGCUUCUCGCCCGGAUAGUGGAAGAGCCCACGGCUGUGGUGAGCCCUGAUAUCACCACCAUUGACUUAAACAACUUCCAGUUUAACAAGCCUGUGUCCACUGCACGCGCCCACAACCGAGGCAACUUCGACUGGAGCCUUACGUUUGGCUGGGAGGCCAUUCCGGCCUAUGCGCAGGCAAAGCGUAAAGACGAGACCUACCCUGUGAAAACUCCAACCUUUGCUGGUGGCCUUUUCGCUAUUUCCAAAGCCUACUUUGAGAAAAUCGGAACCUAUGACGACCAGAUGGAGAUAUGGGGUGGAGAGAACGUAGAGAUGUCUUUCAGGGUGUGGCAGUGUGGUGGACAGCUGGAGAUCAUACCGUGCUCCGUGGUCGGCCAUGUCUUCCGCACUAAGAGUCCUCACACCUUUCCCAAGGGUACUGAGGUCAUCACCCGCAACCAGGUGCGCCUGGCCGAGGUGUGGAUGGACGACUACAAACUCAUCUACUACCGCCGCAACCAGAACGCGGCCAAGAUGGCCAGAGAGAAGAACUACGGGGACAUAUCUGCUCGGCUAAAUCUCAGGGAAACUUUACACUGCAAGAACUUUUCCUGGUAUUUGGACAACAUCUACCCAGAGGUCUUUGUUCCUGAUCUUACACCUGUCCAGUACGGCGCUCUGAAGAACUUAGGCUCUCAGUCCUGUUUGGAUGUCGGGGAGAAUAACAACGGAGGAAAACCAGUCAUAAUGUAUACAUGCCACAACAUGGGCGGAAACCAGUACUUUGAAUACACAUCACACAAGGAGCUCAGGCAUAACAUAGGAAAACAGCUGUGCCUGCAUGCCAGCCCUUACCCACAGCAUGUGAGGAUAGAGCUGUGCCAACUGAGGGGGCGUGGCACGUCAGUGGCUCCUGAGCAGGAGUGGAUCAUCACUGAGGAGAAGCUAUUAAAGAACCCGUCCUCCGAUAAGUGCCUCCACCUGAAGGAUAACCAGAUAAUCAUGAGCCCCUGUAACACAGAAGACUUUCACCAGCGCUGGGUGUUCAGUUGACCUCUCUUUCAGUCCACCUGACAAGCAAGGACAUCUACACCCAAUAGACCCCAAAGAAAGGACAGCUAUAACUCAAGCUCAUAUGCUUAAAUACAUACUGUAGCUCACUCAUUGUCUGAGUGAACUGACACAGAGUGGAUAGUUUAUAUCCAUGCAGUGGAACAACCAAAGACCUGCGUACUAUGAAUGUGGUGAUAUGUGACUCAGGGAAGACAAGCAGAGGCGCCAUCUCUAAAAGUGAACGGAGCAUGGGAGCGACUCGCCUGGCGGCAGUAUUGUUUACAUGCGGUGGCUCGGUGUGUGGUAUCAACCUUCAUGUUGUCCAAACUACUGCUUUUAAAGACACUGACCAUUUUAUUUAUAUUUUUAUUUUUUAAGUCUGUGAGAAGGAAAUAUUUUUCGAAUUAUUGUAGACAAGGCAAAUGGUCUUUAUCUUGCCAACAAGACACUGUAGAUAUCAUGUCAUAAAAUAAUUUAGUUGUAAAGAAUUAGUUAUACAGAAUCAUACCUUGCCACAAGCCAAGGUUAAAUUAUCUAUUCAUCAGAAUCCAGUGGAGAGUUUUGUGAAGUGAGAUUUUUCAGUUGGUCAGUUAAAAUUCCACCGUUUAUUUUUUCCACAAUUUUUUUAGAAUUUGAAGGUGAGAUGUAAACAAAGUCAUUCAGAAUAGUUUGAUAUGAAACGCUCCAUUGUAGAGAAACUUGCUGACUCUUAUUUACAACACAAAUAUAGCAAUUUUAUUUAUUAUCCAAAACAACCAAGGAACCUGUGAGUGUCUUCUGAGUCUUCAUAUGCAGUGCUGAUGAUGGUAAAGUAGUGGUAAAUCCAAAAAACCAUAAUAUUCUUUGAGGACUAUUUUGCCCUGUGUGUACCUUGCUGCCCUGUAUAGAUUAAAAACGUGUAAAUUGUAAAACCAUGUCAGGCCUCAGGCAGCGUAUUCAUAACCAUUUCAUUUAACAGCUGUCUCUGAGGGAGCUUUUAGAGGCAUUAAACACUUCAGACGUCUGGUUCCUAUCACCUCCACUGUGAGCAAUUCAGAGUAUUUAGUGCAUUUCUCUACUGUGGAUCAUUUCACAAUAAACCGCUCUGAAUGGUUUUGUUUAUGUCUUAAAGAUUAAAUUAUGCAGAUGUUUUGAAAAGCAGUGGAAUUCCCCUUUAAGUAAAGCUGAGAAAUCAUGUUAAUCUAAUGGAAAUGUCUCUUAACUCUUCUACUGGGCAGAUUACUUGUGAAAUAAGUCAAAAAAUGAAUAUUUUUGUCCUUAUUAUUAUAGUUAAAGAUCCCAUAUGACUUUUCUGUUCUCCCCUGUAACUGAGAGGGUGCAGUUUUUCUUUACUGGUGGAACAAAUUAAGGGUUUUUUUGUUUUGUUUUGUUUUAAUAAAUGCCAAUGAUUUGUGGCCUUUUUUAUUUUCUAUAUUUUUCCUAAAAUAUCCUGUAUGAGCACUGUAAACAAUGUGGAGGCAGUUUUGUUUUAGAUGAGGUUAAUAAAUAAGGAAAUGAAGGAGUAGAUGCACUAGGCAACUCUUUAACCUGGUCAGUGUUUGGUUAAUUUACAACAAAGAUGUCCCUCUCUGUUUUUCUGCAGGUUGGUUUGAAUGUGAAGAGUUUUAAAGAGCCCAUAACAUGGAAAAUUAAAUUUCCCUCACUUUUUUAAAAUAAAAGGUUUUCAUGUAUGUAUGUAUGUAUU
This is a messenger RNA of Colossoma macropomum (tambaqui), 3867 nucleotides long. It is a transcript of the gene galnt6, whose product is annotated as UDP-N-acetyl-alpha-D-galactosamine:polypeptide N-acetylgalactosaminyltransferase 6 (GalNAc-T6). Bases 324 to 2183 code for a protein of 619 amino acids. The transcript is spliced from 12 exons. Lineage: Eukaryota; Metazoa; Chordata; Actinopteri; Characiformes; Serrasalmidae. Gene Ontology annotation, cellular component: Golgi apparatus. The record is from RefSeq and is a predicted model, not a curated record.